This is a messenger RNA of Quercus robur (English oak), 652 nucleotides long. RefSeq names its product small ubiquitin-related modifier 1-like. NCBI's taxonomy places the organism in Eukaryota, Viridiplantae, Streptophyta, Magnoliopsida, Fagales, Fagaceae. Gene Ontology annotation, cellular component: nucleus. Gene Ontology annotation, molecular function: protein tag activity; ubiquitin-like protein ligase binding. Gene Ontology annotation, biological process: protein sumoylation. The coding region runs from base 129 to 431 and encodes 100 amino acids. The transcript is spliced from 3 exons. The record is from RefSeq and is a predicted model, not a curated record.
AAAAAAUAAAAAUAAAAUAAAAAAUUAUAUAAGAGGCCAGACAGACAGAGAUAGAAAGUCAGACUCCCAAAACUUUAAAAACAAACCCUAAUUUUAUAUUUUCGAAGAAGAAGAAGAAGAAGAAGAAGAUGUCAGGCGUGACGAACUCCCAGCAAGAGGAAGACAAGAAGCCGAAUGAUCAGUCUGCUCACAUCAAUUUGAAAGUCAAGGGCCAGGAUGGAAAUGAAGUCUUUUUCAGGAUCAAAAGAAGCACUCAGCUGAAAAAGCUUAUGAACGCAUAUUGUGAUCGCCAAUCUGUUGAGAUUAACUCAAUUGCUUUCUUGUUUGAUGGCCGUCGUCUCCGAGCAGAACAGACUCCUGAUGAGCUAGAAAUGGAGGACGGUGAUGAGAUUGAUGCAAUGUUGCACCAAACUGGUGGAACAACUGCUUAGAUUGUAUGUUGCCAGUUAGCAGUGCUUGGUAGUGAAGUUCAACCGUUGAAUUAAUGUAGGUUAUGCAGGAUUUUAGGUUUUUGGAUUUGUAACAGACGUCUUUAAGCUAAAUCUUGUGUUGCAACAUGUAGCUCUCUCUAGGAGCUUUGACAAUGUUUAAGACAGGAUUUGAAACUUCUAUUUUAAUAGUAUUAGCGUUUGGUUGAGCUUUGCUGACAAAA